CUUCAGUGUGUAUGAGAGGAGGUCCGGCGUCGCCUGGCUUCUCCACACAACUUUGCGCGUGGCCUAAUCAGCUGUUAGUGGAAGAUUUUUUUUUGUGUGUGUGUGUUUAUUUAUUUAUUAUUAUUAAUCGUCGUAACGACUCCGAACACCGCGUACAAACACCGCCGUGUUAUGGAACUAGACAAAAUGGACGAAAACGACUGGAAAUACCACGGGGAAGGGAACAAGAGCCUUGUUGUUUCUCACAUCCAGCAUUCCAGGGUCCUCCGGCUUUUGAAAUACCCAUCCGAGGACGCCGAAAACACACAUCAGACAACGGAACAAGCUUUCCAACACAUACUCAACAUCGUUGAUUAUAGCAGGAACGUCAUGAAGCCCUUGUUGGGGGAGAAGUAUGUGCACAGUGGAGAAGUCGUUAAACUCCCAUUGGACUUUGUACGAAAGCUGUCUUUAAAGAUCCAGCAAGAACGCCCAGAACUGCGGUGCGAUAAAGUGAUGGACACUUUCAGUGGGUGUGGCCUGUGCCUUCCCAACCUCACCCACCUUUCGCCGUGCCACUUUGGGGAUCGCCGACCUCCUCUGUGUGUGGAAAUUAAGCCAAAAUGUGGAUUUCUACCCUUUUCAAGACACGUUACCAAGGAAUGCAAGAGAAAAGUGUGCCGAUUUUGUAUGCAUCAGCAUUUUAAGCUCGCUAAUGGGAAGUGGAACAGGCUCAGCAGGUACUGUCCCUUGGAUCUCUUCUCAGGGAACAAACAGAGAAUGUAUAUUGCAAUCAAGAACCUACUGGAAGAACCACAAAACAAUUUAAAAAUAUUUAAGGGUGGAGAAUUGAUAUACAGCUGCAGAGAUGAUGCCAAGCAACAACCCGACUUAAACGAGCUCGUCCAGCACCUGUGGCCCUACUUCCACCACAGCAACGGGCAUCAGUCCAGCAAAACUGUCCUCAGUGAGUUCAUUCAGGUGAUCUGCAGCGCUCUGCUGAGUCCCGGAGACUCCAAUCGCUCUGGAGAACAGAGGAAGAUGCAGCUCUCUGAUAGCAGAGUGCACUGUGAAGCCAGUCCACUUCACAGAGAGCAUCUACGCAAUGGCAGUCCCGGUCUUCCCAAAGACUGUGUCCUUGCCAAAAUCCUCCAAGCCCAGAUGAUGGACAACCUUGACAUUGAAGGCCUCUACCCUCUGUACAAGAGAGUGGAGCAACAUCUGGAGGAGUUUCCUAAUGAUAGGAAUACACUGCAGAUAGAUGGUCCUUAUGAUCUGAGUUUCCUGGAGAAGGUGAAAACAUGUCCUGAAGAUGAUGGCACUGUAGAGUAUGCAGUUGCAAAGGUUCUUCAGUAUAGAGUAGCAAUGACUGCGAAGGAUUGCUCCAUCAUGAUCACCUUUGCACCUUGUGGAGAAGAUGAAAAACUACAGCCUCAUUUAGAAAUCCAGCCUACGAAAUCUCGCUUCGCGUCCUCCGUGUCCAUCCUGGAUUUGGACCCCAAGCCGUACGAGAGCGUCCCGCACCAGUAUAAACUCGACACCAAAAUCGUCAACUAUUACCUGAAGAGCACAAUUACCACACAGGACACGCCUCCCUCCAGCCUUUACAGUGAGCGGCAGGACUGCACGCUGCUCUUCCACCCCGUAUGAACCUCGCUCUCCUCAUGUCACGGCUCCACACGCUGGCAAGAAGGCAAAAACUAAACCUGGAACGCACCAUCCUGAGUGUAUUAUUCUCAGAUUAUAUUUGUUUGUCUCCCCCUCCCAUUUAAAAUGUGUGCCAUGCUUUUGUAAUGUGAAAAGCGAUCGAACCUUUCGAAGAACGAAAGGCGCAGAGAAAGGAAAGGGGGUGGUCAUGUGACGCACAACCGCAUUCUAGUGCCAAAAGUGGCUUUCUCCUUCAGUUGGGUUUUUUUUUUUGCUCAGCAUGGAGUGUCUCUGUGUAGAGACUAAAGCGAGGGUUCAUUGAAAUAAAGACUUGAUGUAAAACGAGACUACUACUCCGUAACGUUUAGGUCUGUGACCACUGACAUUAACAGGAUUUACAGUAUGGCUAAGAAGACUAAGAUUUAGCUCAAAGCCAUCACUUUUUGUACGUUCAGUAAGUACUGUACCUUAGUCGGUUAUUAUUUAUGUUUAAUCAGCUUUGUUUUGUUUUUUUUCCUUCAGUUUAAACAAAAAAAUGCACAUUGCAUGCUGAUGAGUCUUUAACCACUGCAUGUGUUUGCUGCUUAAUUUGUUCCUAAUCUGUUAUGGUUUUGCUGGACACGUUGUUUUAUAAAUUUCCAUUUCCCUCCAUCUAAAGUGUAGCAUGUAAUUACCAUGAACUGGUCACUUGUGUGCUACAACAGACCCCCCCCCCCCCCCCAAGUGAAAUGCCGUUUGGUGAACACUGCACUGAGCUUGGGCUCCUCUUUUGGCCCUUAAACCAGACUCUUGUACACGUUAACCAAAGGCAUCUAACAUAGAAGUUGCACAUAAAGAGUAUAAAAGAGCCACUUUCCAGAACUGCACCACCUAAAGAAGUUUUUUUUUUUUUUUUUUUUUUUAAAGUAAAGGCUUCUUCUUUAUUAUAAAGUAGUUUUAACGAGUUGCCUGUGGCUCAGUACACGCGUCUGGCCCAAUUACUUACAGCAGAAAGCACAGCGUUUACUAUAGCCAAAUCUUUUUAUAGAGACUUCUGAGAUCACUUUAACUCAACACUAUACAUCACAUCGAAGGACGUGCGCUCGUAGUCGAGGGUCGUAUCCGCUUAGAGACGCCAGAUCGAUCGCAUAUCUGUGACUUCUAAUGCGUCAUUGCUUUGGCCAUCAUUGCUGUGAUUUUUUAUUUAUUUGUUUUUCCUUCCACUUCAAAUCGAUUGCUGUGUCUAAUGCUGUUUUAAACCACUAAAGUUCUCUCUCUCUCUCUUCUUUAGUUAAACAACUGAACGACUCCAUGACUUGAUUAGACUUUUUACUGUUUUUUUUUUUUUUUGCGCAUCAGUUCUCGAGGCCUUAAUGGACAGUUAAACAGCCUUUAAUAUCGGCCAAACUCUUUACUGUUCCCCCGUAAGUGUCCGUGCUGCAGAUUUUUAAGUUCAGUAGUCAUUACGUAUGAAAGAGAGUACAAAUGGGACAUCUCGUUGUAGUUUGAAGUGAAAUCAGACGUAAUGCAAGACCGAAGGUUUUUGUUUGUUACAAAGCGGAACUGUUUUGAUUUUACACUGCCAGUCAAAAGACUUGGAGUUUGCUUAGUUGCAAUUGAGUGCCACAGAAAAAAAAGGAUGAACCUAAAUCUUUAGUGUAGUCGAUUAAAUAUUAAUCAGAAAAGCUUGUAUAGAU
Messenger RNA from Hemibagrus wyckioides, 3302 nucleotides. RefSeq names its product inositol 1,3,4,5,6-pentakisphosphate 2-kinase (gene ippk). Gene Ontology annotation, molecular function: ATP binding; inositol-1,3,4,5,6-pentakisphosphate 2-kinase activity. Gene Ontology annotation, cellular component: nucleus. Bases 172 to 1629 code for a protein of 485 amino acids. Gene Ontology annotation, biological process: inositol phosphate biosynthetic process. The transcript has 13 exons. Lineage: Eukaryota; Metazoa; Chordata; Actinopteri; Siluriformes; Bagridae. The record is from RefSeq and is a predicted model, not a curated record.